AUGUCAAGACGCAGUAGCCGUUUACAAGCUAAGCAGCAGCCCCAGCCCAGUCAGACAGAUUCUCCACAAGAAACCCAAUUAAUUCAGGCCAAGAAGAGAAAAACAGCCCAGGAUGUCAAUAAAAGGAAAGAAGAGAUCACCAAGAAACAUCAGUAUGAAAUUAGGAAUUGCUGGCCACCUGUAUUAUCUGGGGGAAUCAGUCCUUGCAUUAUCAUUGAAACACCACACAAAGAAAUAGGAACAAGUGACUUCUCCAGAUUUACAAAUUACAGAUUUAAAAAUCUUUUCAUUAAUCCUUCACCUUUGCCUGAUUUAAGCUGGGGGUGUUCAAAGGAUGUUUGGCUAAACAUGUUAAAAAAAGAGACAAGAUAUAUUCAUGACAAACAUUUUGAAGUUCUUCAUUCUGAUCUGGAACCACAGAUGAGGUCAAUACUUCUAGACUGGCUUUUAGAGGUAUGUGAAGUAUAUACACUUCAUAGGGAAACAUUUUAUCUAGCGCAAGACUUUUUUGAUAGAUUUAUGUUGACACAAAAGGAUAUAAAUAAAAACAUGCUUCAACUCAUUGGAAUUACCUCUUUAUUCAUUGCUUCCAAACUUGAGGAAAUCUAUGCUCCUAAGCUUCAAGAGUUUGCUUAUGUUACUGAUGGUGCUUGCAGUGAAGAGGACAUCUUAAGGAUGGAACUCAUGAUAUUAAAGGCUUUAAAAUGGGAACUUUGCCCUGUAACAAUCAUCUCCUGGCUAAAUCUCUUCCUCCAAGUUGAUGCUCUUAAAGAUGCUCCUAAAGUUCUCCUACCUCAGUAUUCUCAGGAAAAGUUCAUUCAAAUAGCUCAGCUUCUAGAUUUAUGUAUUUUAGCCAUCGAUUCAUUAGAGUUCCAGUACAGAAUACUAGCUGCUGCUGCCUUGUGCCAUUUUACUUCUGUUGAAGUGGUUAAGAAAGCCUCAGGUUUAGAGUGGGACAACAUUUCAGAAUGUGUAGAAUGGAUGGAUCCUUUUGUACGUGUAGUAAAGAAUACUAGUCCCGUGAAGCUGAAGAUUUUUAAGAAGAUUCCUAUGGAAGACAGACACAAUAUCCAGACACAUACAAAUUAUCUGGCUAUGCUGGAUGAAGUAAAUUAUGUAAAUACCUUCAGACAGGGGGGACAGUUGUCACCAGUGUGCAAUGGAGGCAUUAUGACACCACCGAAGAGCACUGAGAAACCACCAGGAAAGCACUAAAGCUAUCUAAACAACAAACUGGAAUUAACUAAGUAUUGGACAGAAUUUCACUUAAGUACUGAAGCUUUACAGGAAAAUAGUGCUAUGACUGUCCUAGACAAUUCAGAAGUUUCACUACCAUUCAAUUGAUAAUCCAUUUAAAGUUUGCAUUAAGGAAGGUAUUCCUAUGUUAGCUGUUCAAAGAAACAGCAGGACUUGUUUACAAAUAUGACUUCAUUCCCACAGUGAUGGGACAUAAGCCUUAAUUUAUGCCAUAGCAAAAACAAAAACGGGGGAAGGAGAUCCAGUGUUACUAUAUUUAACCUUGAUAAACGACAUUAAGUAUUGGAGGUUUGGACUAAAGUGCUACGUUAAAGGGAACAUUAAAUGGCAUAGUACUUGACUAGUGCAAUUUGGUUCUGGAAAAUGAAAUUGAAACUUGUUUACAAAGAUUUGAUUUUGUAAUAAGGUGACUAAUUUAUCUACAGCUGUUGUAGAAGCUAUUAUAAAACUUGAAUUUUUACAAAGGAUGAACUUUUAAUCUGUCUUUUAACUAGUUUAUCUGCCUUGCCAUAACAUUUUUUACCAGUAAUGCUUUAGAUGAACAUGGUGUUUAAACUGUGCUCUAAACAGUGGGAAUACCAAAGAAAUAAACAAGAUAAAUGCUGUGGCUCCUAUGACAUAAAAAGUUGCUUUAUAAUAAGCCUUUUUUGUAUACCACAAUUUGGGUGUCAAACUUAAGUACCCUUUCAAACUAUUUAUAUGAAAAAGUCACUUUAUUACUCUAAGAUAGCCCUAAGAAUUUUUAAUUUAGUGUGAUUAAGACUUUAUUUAUAUUUUGUAAAAACAGUUAAGGUCCUUUUCAAAUUCCUACAUUAUUAAAGGACAGUGUCAAAGUGAUUAGGCUUAACACUUGACCUAAACUUCUAUUUUCUUAAGGCAGAAGUGUAUUAAAUGUAUACUGAC
Messenger RNA from Condylura cristata (star-nosed mole), 2160 nucleotides. RefSeq names its product cyclin E2 (gene CCNE2). Gene Ontology annotation, molecular function: cyclin-dependent protein serine/threonine kinase regulator activity. Gene Ontology annotation, biological process: regulation of cyclin-dependent protein serine/threonine kinase activity; G1/S transition of mitotic cell cycle. The transcript has 11 exons. The record is from RefSeq and is a predicted model, not a curated record. NCBI's taxonomy places the organism in Eukaryota, Metazoa, Chordata, Mammalia, Eulipotyphla, Talpidae. The coding region runs from base 1 to 1215 and encodes 404 amino acids. Gene Ontology annotation, cellular component: nucleus; cytoplasm; cyclin E1-CDK2 complex.